Molecule: messenger RNA, 375 nt
Organism: Chlorella variabilis
Lineage: Eukaryota; Viridiplantae; Chlorophyta; Trebouxiophyceae; Chlorellales; Chlorellaceae
Exons: 2
Coding region: 1-375 (124 amino acids)
Source: RefSeq, a predicted model, not a curated record
AUGAAAAUCCACCCUGUCUUCCACAUAUCACUACUCAAGCCGUACUUCCACGACGAGACAACACCAGAGCGGCAAGAGACUCAGCUGCGACCGCCCCCAAUUAUCAAUGAUGAUGUCUACCUGGUAGACAGGCUGCUACGCAAGCGCACCAUCACUGAGGGCGGGCGGCAGCUGGCGCAGUACUUAGUCCUCUGGCAAGCUCAGGAAGCUGUGAUUGCUGAACAGCGCGAGCGGAUUGUGCUGCUUGAAUUCCUACGGGGCAGCACCGCACGAGCACCUGCCUCCAAGCGGCAGCGCCUCACCGCCGACGCCACCGCCACCGGCAGCGGCGCGCCCACCGGCGACGCAUCCGACGCCACGGAGGACGCGGCCUGA